AUGCAAACAAACCCUGAUGUUUAUUACAACAUCGAAAUGAUUGACAUGAUGAAUUGUCAAUAUCUGUCAACUAUCAAUGAAGAAAAACCAAUCAAACAAGAUAAGAGUGAAAAAGAAAUGAUGAAAAGAGAAAUAAAGAAAAGAAAUUAUCAUCAGAUUAAAACAAGAAAGACAGACAACCACAAAAUAGGAAAGAAGAGUUAUGAACACAUCAAAGAAGAUAAAAGAACCAAUCAAAGAAGUGAUGAUGAUACAAUUGAAGAAGAUGAGUACGAAAGAAAUGAGAAAAAAAGAAUAAAGAGAAGAAUGAAUGAAAUGAUGAAAGAAGUUGAAGAGAAAGAAAUGAACAAAAGAAAAAUUAAAGAAAAUAUGAAGAAAGAAUGGAAUGAAAGAAAAGAAAGUGGAGAUAUUUG
This is a messenger RNA of Entamoeba dispar SAW760, 413 nucleotides long. RefSeq lists its product as uncharacterized. The transcript has a single exon. NCBI's taxonomy places the organism in Eukaryota, Evosea, Mastigamoebida, Endamoebidae. The annotation marks the transcript as partial. The record is from RefSeq and is a predicted model, not a curated record.